AUGGGGAAAUUAGAUAUUGCCGGAAAUGACUCUUGCAAGGUUCAAGUUCAACCACGUGUUGAGGAAACAACAAAAGUUUCAGGCCAAGUUAAAGUUAGCACAAUUCGUCGUGUCUUUGGCCGAUUUUUACCCUUUUUAUUCUCCAAAAAUAAAGUCGCUCCCUCCGCUGAUGCAGCCGGAGAUUCCUCUGUUGAAAACAAAGUUGAGGCCGAAUUGGAAGUCGGUAAUAAGCACGAAAGAUGUGUUGAUAAACCAGCUUCUGCUAACAGUGAAAAGGAUGAGACUGGAAUGGAAGUCGGCAAGGAAAGUGUCGAUAUAGCAGCAGCUGUUUCUAGCGCUGGAAACACUUCAAUGUUGAAACAACUUAGCCAAGAUGAGCAACCACCAGUUAACCAAAUGGAAAGCGAAGAAUCUGCUUACAUACAUGGCCUAAGAAGGGUGAAUGAGAUACUGCCAAAUGAUAUAAGCAACUUUGAUCCUUACAGCCUGCAGCCAGUUUUGGACGUAGCAACCCAAGAUCCUAUAAUCCUCGGUAAUGGAGCUUUCGGAUCUGUCAUCCUUGCCUGUAACCGGGGUGAUCCCAGAGCAUUAGUUGCUGUCAAACACAUUCCAUUUCGUCAGCAAAAUAGCGGCUUUGAGCGAGAGAAGAUUCUGCUUGAAGCACGGGUUAUGUCAAUGUUGCAAUCAUUCCAUUAUUAUCCUGAUAUCUAUGGAGUAUUUGAAGAUUUUGUCCAACCAAAGGGUAUUAGCUUAGUGAUGGAGUUUGUCAGCAUCUUCCAAGGUUUGCAAACAGUGUCCUUAGAAAGGUUGUGUAAUAAUAAGGCCGAAAAUGCCAUCGUUCUUUCUUCUGCUCAAUUCAUCAACAUUGUCGAAGAAAUUACACGCGGACUGAAACUGCUCCAUACAUAUGGUCUGCUCCACAAUGACAUUGCUGCUAGAAAUAUAAUGUUGUGUCACACAUACUCUGGUGUAUUACAAGCAAAAAUCGUUGACUUCGGACUGGUCUGUGCCAUCGACGCUCCAAUUAGCCGCAACUUCAACUACCUCAGUGAUUUCGAAAUGCAACGAUGCAUGCGGGAGAACCCAGAGAUUGCUCCUGAGCUCUUAGCCGGUGCUUUACCUUCAGUUGAGACGGAUAUCUUCGCUCUGGGCACAGUCAUCAAAUCCAUUGCCACAUUCAGCAGACUCGCUGUGUUAGAUAAACUUGGAGACAAAUGUCGCCUGUAUUAUCCAAUGGCGCGAUCAUCGCUCAAUGAAGUACUUGAAGAUAUUGAAUUUGUCCAGGAUGACACAUCUUACCUUAACUUAAACUUUUAG
Molecule: messenger RNA, 1317 nt
Organism: Anneissia japonica
Lineage: Eukaryota; Metazoa; Echinodermata; Crinoidea; Comatulida; Comatulidae
Product: tyrosine kinase receptor Cad96Ca-like
Exons: 2
Coding region: 1-1317 (438 amino acids)
Biological process (GO): protein phosphorylation
Cellular component (GO): cytoplasm
Molecular function (GO): protein serine/threonine kinase activity; ATP binding
Source: RefSeq, a predicted model, not a curated record